Morus notabilis is the source of this 885-nucleotide messenger RNA. Its product is annotated as triphosphate tunel metalloenzyme 3. NCBI's taxonomy places the organism in Eukaryota, Viridiplantae, Streptophyta, Magnoliopsida, Rosales, Moraceae. The transcript has a single exon. The coding region runs from base 130 to 741 and encodes 203 amino acids. The record is from RefSeq and is a predicted model, not a curated record.
UCUCACUCCACCACUACUCACAGAAAAAGUUCCGGUAUUUGAUGCCAUAGUAGAUGUUGUUUGGUUGCUGAGAAAGAGGAAGGAAAAUAAUCGGGAAAAUCCUCCUCCAUCUCAUCGGGAGCUGCAGCUAUGGAAGUCGAAGUGAAACUCCGUCUCCCGGACUCCGCCUCUCACCAGAAACUCUCGGACCUCCUGUCUCCUUUCCACGCCAAAACCCUAUUCCAAGAGAACGUCUUCUUCGACGGCGCGAACGCCGAGCUGUCCUCGAAGCUCGCCGUCCUCCGCCUACGAUUCUACGACGAAAACUCCCGCUGCGUUCUGUCCCUCAAGGCCAAGCCCGCCAUCGCGGCCGGCGUCAGCCGUGUCGAAGAGCACGAGGAGCCCUUCGAUCCCGCGCUCGGCCGGGCCUGCGUGGCGGAGCCUUGGCGGCUCCUCGCCGUGGACUCGUCGGAGAUAAUGAAGCGCGUAAGGGGGGAGUACGGCGUCGGAGAAGGCAGCGGAUUGGUGUGUUUGGGCGGGUUCAGGAACGUCAGGGCGGUGUACGAUUGGGAGGGUCUGAAAUUGGAGCUCGACGAGACGAGGUUCGAUUUUGGGACGAACUACGAGCUCGAAUGCGAGAGCUUAAGCCCUGAGAGUGACAAGGAGUUGCUGGAGAGGUUCUUGGAGAAGAACGGGAUUCGGUUUCGCUACUCCGACGUUUCGAAGUUCGAGAUUUUCCUACGACGGAAGCUGCCAGAAUGAAGCGAUCAACGGCUUGAUUGGUGCUUUCUCUAGUUUCAUUAGCUUUGAGAUUAUUGGUAUGUUAUAAUUUGAAUUAGACAGUGAGUCUCAACAAAAUGCACUGAAAUCACGUGAAUUUUGCAUUCGGUGGCAAAAAUGUUGGGG